GGUUAGGUCAGGUCAGAUCAAGUCCAAUUGUUCCUCCUAUUUUGUUAUUUGUUUUUCUUCUCUUUCUAUCUUCUGUUCUCCAUUCCUUUCUUCAGAGUCUAUGUAGUAUAUUUACACCUUAAUCACUCUACUGUCCUCUGCAUCAAAUGCCAUUCUGCCGCAAUUAUUUAGUCUUUACAAUCUGUGCAUGUUCUCUGUCAUUUGGACUGUUUACUUUUGUUUCCUCUUCACACUCUAUUUCUUUCUCUCUUUUAAAGGAAAAAAGCAAAAAAAAGCAAUGGGUUCAAUUGCUUACUUAUAUCACAAUACAUACAGAAGCAGGCUUCAGACCUCGUCUCUGAGUCCAUCAGCGGUAUCAAAAGAUGAUGGACAUGUAGAUAGCAUAGAUCAUGCUUACAUCAUAGAAAACGGUUCGAUACAAGAAUCAUCUGUAUUGUUGCAGCGGAUCGGCUCUAUAGACAGUAAUAAUAAUAAUAAGGACGAUAACAACCACAAAAGUCAGUAUCUAAAGAAAUGGAAGCGGAAAAAGAGUCAGUCUGUCAAGAAACGCGCCUCAGGCGCGUUAAUGCCUUCUUUUGACUCUACUCCAAGCGCAAUAACCUCCAGAGCACCCUCCACAUUUUCCCGUAUUCUACUUGAUGGCUUCACUCCUACCUCUAUCGCAGCAGUUUCAACAGUUUUAACUAUUUCAUCUCCUUCUGUAACACCAACAGCAACAGCAACAGCAGUCUCCAUUCACAACCCCGAAGGUCAGCCUCCACUCUCCAGCCUUGCAGUCCAAUUGAUCUUAGGUGGACUGGCUCUUGUAUGCUUCAUGGCUGUCUUUCUCCAUUGUCUGCGUAUCAAUCGCCGGUACAAUGCUGUCAUUAAGCAACGACAGCAAAAUUUGACUACAGCUCGAUCUCACGGUACACUACAUCCUAUGGUUCUUCAAAGACAUGGUAAUGCCUAUGCAACCGCUGGUACCCAUCUGGUGCCAGCAAAUGAAAUGACAUUGGCCGCACGAUUGAACAUGUAUCAGGUUCGGACAGGGGUGAUCAUUCCUCAGUAUCCAUAUGCUCAGGAGCCUUACGGUGCCGCUGCUGGAGGACGUGGCACGGCAUUUUCGGAGAGCAUAGAUUCCUUUGUAAUACCUUCUUAUGGACAGGAUGUGAGUCCUCCUCCAUUCACGUUGAUCGCAGGCAAACCUCCAACGUAUGAAGAGUUGGCAUGUGUUCAUUCAGUCGAUGACCUCGCUCCACCUUCGGCUUCAACUUCAACUUCAACUUCAACCUCAACUUCAACUUCACCUUUAGCUUCAAUCUCGAUCCCAGUCCCAGCCUCAGCUUAUAUUCAGAGUCGUACCCUUUCUUCUCUCCCAGUCUCCACUCCAGAUUCCAACAACGCGUCAUCUUGUAACUAACAUGAGAAAUGGCUUGAAAUCCAUAGUAUAUAUCAUGACGUUAGUCAAGAGUAAAUAGGAAGCAUUAAUUAUAUAUAUUUAUUUUUGAAUAUUUACAGAUCAAUAACAGUAAUAAACAACAAACUACACUAAUAAGAC
Molecule: messenger RNA, 1540 nt
Organism: Lobosporangium transversale
Lineage: Eukaryota; Fungi; Mortierellomycota; Mortierellomycetes; Mortierellales; Mortierellaceae
Exons: 1
Source: RefSeq, a predicted model, not a curated record